GAUGACGACAACGACCCAACAGCAAGGUUGGAAUGGAUGAAGCUGCAUUUGAAACGCCUAGGGAAAACUUGACGUCAAAGUGAUUCAAAUUAUUGGGAAGUCGAAAGGGGCUCAGAAAUCUCUGUUUAUAGUGUGCCCGUUUUGGACUAACUUUCUGAGUCAGUCGUUUGCCUCUUGGAAACUGGCCCACAACCCGCACGCUAUCAAAAAUAAUCAAAUUUUGAUGUAUUAGCUAAGCACUCAUACAACCUCAAUAAAAAUUUGCUUUGUUUGAUGGUAGGUAAGUAUGUUUUUAACGGAAGUGCAAGAUUGUGGCAAAACCUUAUAUGCGUUUGGGAUGCGAACACAUGCAGAUUACGUGAAAACAAAGAAUUUUAAUUUUUUGGUUCAAGUAAUCAAGAAAUUGAUCGUCGGCCAAUUGGAGCAAAACGCUCGCCAGAUCAGAUCGUGUAUAGAUGCAGGGUCAAUUGCUCCGGUCAAAAUAAUGAGAAACAAUGGAUUCAAUAAAGUUUGUAGUUACGAAGCAGCACAAUAUCGACACAAUCAGUUAUUCAAAGCUAAAGACGCCCUGGACUAUUAUAUUCAAACUGUUGAGGCUAAAUGUAAUGUGAUGCCAAUUGAGAGUUCAUGGAGCUCUAAUUUGAUUGCACCAACAGUCGAGCGAAUUGAGAGUGGUCUGGAGAUCAUUGACAGCCCUCUACUUCCUGGUGGAAUGUUUUUCAGCCGCACAUGUCUCUAUUCUGCUACCAGAGACAACCUGGACAUGUUGCGAAAGUUGGGUUAUCAAUUUCUUGUAGCUGGAGAUAAAGAAUCAUCUCAAUGGAAACCGAAAGCGUUGGGAUACGGGAGAAAGACUCGUUAUUCAAUACUUUCUACAUGGGAUUGUACAGUAACAGGAGAAGUCAGUGAUGACGCUCUCGUACUUCUUCUAAAGCAAGCUCGUUUAGCUGUUGUUGCAGCAAUCGAAUGUCAACCAAAGGCCGAGAAUGGUAUCGUUCACUUUCUCUGUCAUUUCAGCAGUUGCAGUUUGCAGGAACGAGUGCAAACUGUAUUGUGUGAUGAGAUUGGAUUUGAGACAAGCGAUUAUACUCCAAUGUAUGGCAAUUAUCGUCGCUGUGCAAGUUACGAACAACGAGUUUAA
This is a messenger RNA of Corticium candelabrum, 1141 nucleotides long. RefSeq lists its product as uncharacterized. NCBI's taxonomy places the organism in Eukaryota, Metazoa, Porifera, Homoscleromorpha, Homosclerophorida, Plakinidae. The record is from RefSeq and is a predicted model, not a curated record. The transcript has a single exon. The coding region runs from base 287 to 1141 and encodes 284 amino acids.